This is a messenger RNA of Hippoglossus stenolepis (Pacific halibut), 2185 nucleotides long. Its product is annotated as protein unc-119 homolog B. Bases 222 to 977 code for a protein of 251 amino acids. Lineage: Eukaryota; Metazoa; Chordata; Actinopteri; Pleuronectiformes; Pleuronectidae. The transcript is spliced from 5 exons. The record is from RefSeq and is a predicted model, not a curated record. Gene Ontology annotation, cellular component: cilium. Gene Ontology annotation, molecular function: lipid binding. Gene Ontology annotation, biological process: cilium assembly; lipoprotein transport; nervous system development.
GCGGACGAGUUGUCAUGGCAACUGUACAGCAUGUGUUUACUAAAACUGGAGCUUGACCGUUCACCGACACUUCUCUCCACUCGACAUCUGCGACGCCAUCUUAUUCUUGAAGCGUCUGUCGGGGGGAGCCAGGGGGAGACGGACAGACCGACCGAAGGUGCUGCUUCCAGCGGGAGAGGAGCGGAGAGGAGCGGAGAGGAGCCGCGGUAAGAGAGUCGAGGAUGAGCGGAGCCAAAGCCCGCAGCGACGCGCCUGUUGCUGAGGACGUCUCCGGCGGCGGCGGCGGCGGCGGCAGCGGCAGCGGGCACGGCACUGCGGCUCCUCCGCGGGACCGCAAGUCCGGCGGAGGGGUCCUGAAGAGGCUGAAGUCCCGGAGGAGCCAGGUGGACAGCAGGCCCGUCACGGAGGAGGACCUGCGGGCGCGGAGCGGACACAUCUCGCCGGAGGACGUGCUGGGACUGCGGGGGGCGACGCGAGGGUACCUGUGUAAACCCGAGGACAAUAUUUACAACAUAGACUUUGUGCGCUUUAAGAUCAGAGACCUGGAGACGGGCACCGUCCUCUUUGAGAUUGCCAAACCACCAAAUACAGAGGAUGAUGAGGAGAACAGAGAGGCAGACGCCAGCGCAGGCCGAUUUGUGCGCUACCAGUUCACCCCGGCCUUCCUGCGCCUGAGGACUGUGGGAGCGACGGUGGAAUUCACAGUUGGAAACCGGCCGCUCAACAACUUCCGCAUGAUUGAAAGACACUAUUUCCGCGAUCACCUGCUGAAGAGCUUUGACUUUGACUUUGGCUUCUGUAUCCCAAACAGCCGUAACACCUGUGAGCACAUCUAUGAGUUCCCUCAACUGUCUGACAGCCUAGUCCGUCAGAUGGUGGAGCGUCCGUACGAGACUCGCUCGGACAGCUUCUACUUCGUCGAGAACAGACUGGUCAUGCACAACAAGGCAGACUAUGCUUAUAAUGGAGGACAGUGAUAUCUGCCUGCCAGCAUGGAAACACACACCCCAAACAAGUGCAUGCACACACACACACAUGUGCACGCACAUUUAUAGAUAUAUAUACAAACAGACAUGCAUGCACAUGGCUGAACAUAAAUACAGUUCAUUCACUCAUACAUUCAUCAAAGCUGGCAUUUCGGGGGAUGUAUUCGAUAUUACGUGAGGUCAAUAUCAAUCUGACGUACAAACAGGAUGCUUCCGUCAAAAAGACAUAGAAAAUGGGCCAAUUUAUCUACUUUUUAAUUCUGGACCGAUGACUUUAAAAUCAGUGGCUGUGGGUCAUUUGUCCAAAACAGACCAAACGGUUAAUAAAUAGAUGGUUAGUGUCCUCUUAGCAAAUUUAAGUGUCCUACCACCCACUCAAACAGACACACACACACAUGCACACACUCAAUCCCCAAUUGACACACAUAAUGUUUACGCAGUGUUUGUCAGAAGCAGCUGUUCUCAGAGCUACCGCCUCCACAAUCCACUCCAGACAAUAUCUGGGGAGAAAGAGAGAAGCCAUCCACAAAAACAUUCCUGUCAAACACACAUGGUCACUCCUGUAAUCCUCUCCCCACCCCCUCAUCCAACCCCAAACCCCCUCGCCCCUGUCCCCCCUUUCACUUUCAUGAACACAUCAAAAUAGUACUGUACAAGAUAAAAAGGUCUCUGAGAUAUCACUCUCUAUUUUUGUUUUGCAGCUUUCUCUGUUUGAUAGUAACAAACAUUGAAACAAAUCAGGGAACAGUUAACUACAAUGUAAUUCUAACAUUUGACUGCGACCAAAUAAACCUUGAAUAAUGGACAAAGGUGAAUAGAGAAAGGCAGAUCUGAUUUCAUAUCGUGAUGACGCAUGUGAUGAUGUAAAAAAAGGGAAUUUUUAAUAACUUAUUUGGUUUUCAGUGUGGAAAAAAUAAAAAAGGAAGAUGGUGGGCUUCCUUGUGUGAAAGUCGCAUCAAUUAUUCUCCAUCUUAGUUUAAUCAUCUGUAUUUUUAAAUCAUUCUCCUAUCGUGCACAUCUUUAAAGAUCAACAUCAAGUUAGAACUUCUAUGUAGAUAGCAUACCUCGACUUUGUACUUUGUAAACUUCGGUGUUCAGGGUUAAAGGUUGUGUUUGUAAGAAAAUAAAUUAACUAUAUAUAUAUAUAUAUAUAUAGUAAAAAGUGACAAAAUCAAUUAAACGUACAUUUUGAAAUACAA